Myodes glareolus (Bank vole) is the source of this 4075-nucleotide messenger RNA. Lineage: Eukaryota; Metazoa; Chordata; Mammalia; Rodentia; Cricetidae. The record is from RefSeq and is a predicted model, not a curated record.
GCUACUUAAAGGAUUUAUGAUAUAUAGUUAAAUCACUUUCCUAGGAAAGAAAAUGUUGAACAAUUAUUUAAGAUCUGAAGUGGCUUUUGUUUUUAAGAUUCAUUUUGUUUUGUUUUUAAGGUAAGGUCUUAAAUCUUUUCGCCUAGAUUGGUCUUCAGUUCAUGAUUCUGCCUUGACCAUGCUGGGAUUAUGAGUGUAUACCACCACAUGAGAUUUCCUAUCAGUUAUUUUAUCAAAUGCUUCCAAAGAGUUCAUUUUAUGAUAUGUCUGUGUCAAAUACUAAAUAUUGAUUUUAUGAAAAUGGAAAAUUAUGAGGCAUGUGUAGGUUUUGAUCUCUAUGAGACACCCCUCUCUACUGUUGCUCAGAAGAUUAUGUGUGCUAUGCGUUCAGGUGAUUUCAUGGAUUCUAAGAAUGAGGGAGAGAGUACAAAGACUUCGAAAGUGACCAAAAAAUCCAGUGUUCAUUAUUCAGUAUUAGCUGAACAUGAGAGGACUCAAUCACUAGAAACAAAGAACCCUAAGUCAUUAAUAACCCAGUCACCAAGAGGAUCCAUCAAGUUCUCUCCUCAGUCCUCUAUUACUCAGCUCACAAGUCAUCUCUCUGUUGGUCAAGUACAGAACAGCACCGCCUCAUUGACUCUUUCCAGUUGUUUAAUUCCACAGAGUGAUCAGGAAGCACCAGUCUUACAAAAAAUGAAGUAUACAAGAAAGCACUUCCUAAAGGAGAAUAUGGCUAAAGAAGAUGAGAGAAGAUUAAAUCUUAAAAGGAAAUUCAUUACAUGUAGUAAUUCCCCAGAAAAAGCAAGUAAACAGAUAGCACUGGAAGAAAGUACUGAUGGGGCUGAAACCUGGCUAAAGUCUGAGGACAUGACAGUGUUUGGAAAACAGUUUUGCGAUGUUAGAUAUUUGGAUGAUUUGGCAAAAGUCCAGCUGAUGAAUGUGCUCAAGCAGGCAGAAACUCUGGUUGUGACACUGAUGUAUAAGGAUGGUUCUUCACAGCUCAGAGUCAACCAGACUUUAACUUGUCCUGUUAGAGGAAUUGUAGUGUUACUAAGAAUCCAUGUAGACAGCAGCCCUCUGAUUUCCCCAGCCCACGGUAGUGUUCUGGGAGAGGACUCCACAUCUGCAGAUCACUGUAUCUACAUCCAUACUGAGCACUCCUCUUUCUGGGGCUCCAACAAAGAGGCACAUAGUCUAUUUGUCAGGAACUUGCUGUUUUGGACACUUAGAUGUAAAUGCCCCAUUGUUUGUUUUAAUGCCAAGGAAUUUGUGAGGACAGUACUGCAGCUCCUUGGUGAAGAUGAUAGUUGGAAGCAUGUUGCAGGUUUUGUGGGACUAGAUCCCAGAGUUGCUGCAUGGCUCAUAGAUCCUAGUGACACUGCACUUACAUUUGAAGAUUUAGUUGCAAAAUACCUAGGAAAGUCCAUCAUAGUUAAACCAAGCAGCACAUUUGGUGAUACCUCAAGAAAUAUUGUGAAUCAGAAUGUGUGUGUGAACCUGAGGAUACUCUACGACCUCACGAUGGAUCUCUGUUCCAAGCUGAAGGCUUAUGGCUUAUGGCAACUAUUUUGUACUUUGGAGCUUCCUUUGAUACCAAUUUUGGCAGUGAUGGAAAACCAUAAGAUUCCAGUUGACAAAGAAGAAAUGGAGAGGACUUCAGCACUCCUUGGGGCUCGCCUCAAGGAACUAGAGCAAGAAGCCCAUUUUGUUGCAGGAGAACAGUUUCUUAUAAUGAGUAAUAAUCAGCUUCGUGAGAUCCUCUUUGGCAAAUUGAAGCUGCACCUGUUAAGUCAGAGGCAGCAUCUUCCCAGAACUGGGCUACAGAAACAGCUGUCCACAUCAGAGGCCAUGUUAAAUUCUCUACAAGACCUUCACCCAUUACCCAAGAUAAUUUUGGAAUAUAGACAAGUUCACAAGAUCAAGUCAACUUUUGUAGACGGAUUACUAGCUUAUAUGAAAAAGGGCUCCAUCUCUUCUACAUGGAAUCAGACUGGAACUGUGACGGGGAGACUUUCAGCCAAACAUCCUAAUGUCCAAGGUAUCUCCAAGCACCCAAUUCAGAUUUCUAUGCCUCAGAAUUUUAAAGGCAAAGAAGAGGAGACUGUCACCAUCUCCCCACGAGCCCUGUUUGUUUCCUCCGAAGGCCACACCUUCCUGGCAGCAGAUUUUUCACAGAUUGAAUUGCGCAUUCUUGCACAUUUAUCUGGGGAUCCAGAGCUUUUGAAGUUAUUCCAGGAAUCUGAAAGAGAUGAUGUAUUUUCUACCCUGACUUCACAGUGGAAGGGCAUUCCCAUGGAGCAUGUGACACACAUGGACAGAGAGCAGACCAAGAAAGUAGUGUACUCCGUGGUCUAUGGAGCAGGGAAAGAGCGGCUUGCGGCUUGCCUUGGAGUCACUGUGUCAGAAGCCACCCACUUUUUGGAGAGAUUUUUGCAGAAGUAUAAGAAAAUCAAGGACUUUUCCCAGACGGUUAUUGCCCAGUGUCACCGUGCAGGCUAUGUGACGUCCAUCUUGGGUAGAAGGAGGCCUCUGCCAAGGAUCUCUGCACAGGACCAGAAGCUUCGGGCACAAGCAGAGCGACAGGCAGUAAACUUUGUGGUACAAGGUUCAGCUGCAGACCUCUGUAAGCUAGCCAUGAUCCACAUAUUUGCUGCAGUGGCCACAUCCCCAACCCUGACAGCCAGGUUAGUUGCCCAGAUUCAUGACGAGCUGCUGUUCGAAGUAGAAGACACUCAGGUCCCUGAGUUUGCAGCUCUUGUCAGAAGGAUCAUGGAGUCCUUACAGCAGGUACAGGCCCUGGAACUGCAGCUUCAGGUGAGGAGACCCACAUCUGCCCAGCAUUACAGCUGGAGUCAACCCAGUGUGGGCAAGAGGGUCCCACUCUCCAGAGGUAAGGAGAGCAAGGAAUAAGGCGAGCCCCACCAGCCUUGCACACCAGGGCUGCUGUCCUCCAAGCCUCCACUUGUCCUCCCCUGAUGAGGAGUGACCCAGGUGGUAGCAGAAACAUAGCCUGCCCUGUGGGCACUUUAGAACCAACCAGAGCCACAGAAACCGCAAACUAUCUUCCAGAGCAGCCCUGGCUCUGCUCACAGGCUCGGAGGCUUCCCUGAGAAAGCCUCGGACCUGCUAGACACCUUGUUGCACACCAGGGCAGUGCACCUCUCUGCAUAGGUGGCAGCUUUGCAGGGUUAAGGAGCCACACAUGUGUUUACCCAUUUGGCAGGGAUUCUGUCCCCCUGAGGUUGUCCACAAAGCCUAUGCCUGCUGUGAGCAAAGUAAGUACUAGGGGAGGAGCCUGGAGCCCAGGAAACUAAACUUAGCUGCCAUCAGGGGGCCCUCAUGAGGCAGAAAACAACAGGAAAUAACUGGGAGUCAGCCCCUUUUCAGACAUGGUGGCUUUGUCUAGUGCCUUGGGGAAAAGCCCACUCAAGUAAGGGUCUUCUGUCCCCUCGUAUCUCUCCAAGAUACAGCCCUGACUGGGCGAGCACAUGUUGCACUAUGACAUUCCUAUCCUAAGUCACCAUGCCUGGGAGCCCUACAGACACUUCCUGAGGCCUAGUGGGUAGGGAAUUCCACCAUGGUAGGUGCAUGUGAUGUGAGCACGCAGAGGGCAAAUAUGAGUAUAUGUGUGUCCAUGUGUACACCUGUUAUGUGGCUGCUCUCUCUGGAAGGAUGUGUCCCUGUGCACUGCUACCUCUUCAACUUGCAUAGGAGCCUGGGAGGUGGCUGAGUUUGUUUGUCGCCCCACAGGUGCCCCUAAAGGUGAAUUUGAGUGUUGGCCGCUCAUGGGGACAUUUGGCCCCACUAUAGGAGACCCUGGACUCCACCUGAGCCACAGCAAAUCUCCCUGCAACAGUCCAGCUACCAAUGAGGUCCCUCUUCAGUACCUACCCCAUUCAAGUACAUUUUUUCAUCUUGUUUGUCUGUAGCCCUGGGCAAGAGUGGGAGGAGAGAGUUGGUUUCUACCAGUCCAUCCUGCAGCCCUUCCCCAGGUCAUCAGCUCGCACUCUGUGGGGCAAGACAGAUACAGGCCACACUGGCCUUUUGUGGAACAACUGGGUCCCUACCUGAAGUA